Messenger RNA from Tigriopus californicus, 1160 nucleotides. Its product is annotated as magnesium-dependent phosphatase 1-like. The record is from RefSeq and is a predicted model, not a curated record. Gene Ontology annotation, molecular function: acid phosphatase activity. The transcript has a single exon. Lineage: Eukaryota; Metazoa; Arthropoda; Copepoda; Harpacticoida; Harpacticidae. The coding region runs from base 336 to 908 and encodes 190 amino acids.
UCCUAACAUCGAAGGAUAUGGCCGGUUCAAGCUUUUGUAAUUUUUUCCUGCCUAUUUCUUCAUAAGUGGGGCAUAAAAGGCUUGGAAAAAAUACCCGUACAUUGCUCUUGGAAGCGAACUAUUUUGGGAUGAAUAAUGCAUAUAGUUAUUCAACCAUGCUCAUUUUGGGCAUGAUUUUCUAGUAGUUUCGGCAUCCGAGCACGUUUCUAACAUGGCAACACUGAACUACUCACAAAUCCUGGUGAAUGAUUGUUAUCGUUAUGGUGUCAUAAUACUAACUUGGUACCAAGCAGUGUUCCAUGUUGUAACCCGUCAAUAUUUCCCGCUUAAGAACCAUGGCCAAUCGGCUGCCUUCAGCCAUGGUCUUUGACUUGGAUGGUUGUGUGUGGGAUCCCGAAAUGUAUGAGCUGUGGGGGUCAGGCGGAGCACCCUUCACUCAGCAGAGCAAUGGGGAUCUCUUGGACCGUUCCAAACAGAGGGUGGUUCUCAUGGGAGAUGUGCGGAACAUCAUGAAGGAAUUCAAACUCGACCCCAAAUGGAAAGGGACCACUAUUUCCAUUGCUUCCCGAUGUGAUGAGCCCUCGUGGGCGGCUGAAUGCAUCAAAAAGUUCCAAGUGGGUGAAGGAUUGACCUUGGACCAUGUUUUUGAUUCGAAUACUAGGGAAAUCUACAAGGGAUGUAAAUCCGGGCAUUUGAAAACAAUUGCUCGAAAGACUGGAUUUGACCUCAAGGAUAUGAUGUUUUUCGACAAUGAGUACGGCAAUUGUCAAACCGUGGCCAAAAUGGGUGUUACCACAGUGUAUACCCCGAAUGGAGUGACCAGAGAGGUAUUUGAGAAUGGCUUAUCGAAUUUCCCCACCAUUGACGGAACUAUAUUGGGACCCAAAAAACGUGCCGGAAAAUGGUAGAACCAUCCCAUUUUGAAGUUCAAUGCGAACCCAAGUUCCCCGGGAUGGAUAACGAAGAACUUGUCGUUUCUAGUGAAGUCAUUCGUUAAUCAUUACCAUUCAUUGUCGAUGACGUUCCUACCAGGAACAAUCUGAUUUUAGUGCGUAGCAUUAUGUUGUUGACAUAGGACGAAAAUACUUUUGUCAUUGAAUUAUAAUCAACUGGAAUGUCUAGAAUUCAAUGCUCAGAUGAUAAAAAAAAAUUUCUUUUUA